Pectinophora gossypiella (pink bollworm) is the source of this 4248-nucleotide messenger RNA. It is a transcript of the gene Tmc, whose product is annotated as transmembrane channel-like protein. The record is from RefSeq and is a predicted model, not a curated record. Gene Ontology annotation, cellular component: plasma membrane. The coding region runs from base 9 to 4199 and encodes 1396 amino acids. Lineage: Eukaryota; Metazoa; Arthropoda; Insecta; Lepidoptera; Gelechiidae. The transcript has 12 exons. Gene Ontology annotation, molecular function: mechanosensitive monoatomic ion channel activity.
CCGGCAGCAUGGCGUCCGGGGUGAACCUCUUCCACCUGCCCUCGGAGCCCGUCGCUGAAGUCAAGUUCUCGCCGUCCGCUGGAGACGGGUCGGAAGACGAGGACUACUCGGCGAGCUUGAGCGCAGUGUUGCGUCAGCGACGUGCGAGUGUCAGGCGAUCGCGUAAAGGUCGCGCGCGCCGUCCCUCCUCGCCUUUCCUGCCAGACGAGACCCGGACGCGACGACGCUCUUCUGUCUUCACCACGAGCUCCGGAGAUACUGCAAUAUCGAUGGAGGAAGGCCAGCCAGCGAUCGUUACACAAGAACAAAUCUUCGAGAACAUUCACCUGCACAAGGAGGUGCUGGGUUCAGUCAAGCAGCAACCGCUCGGCAUGAGAAGAAAACUCAAGUUGGUUCACCAGGCUAAAGCUUAUAUCAAGCGGCACGAAGGACAACUGCAAGAACGACUGGCUCAAUCAAAGAGUACUAGAGAUAUUUACGCUAGAUUCAACAUUUUGUUGGCCACGAAAUGGCAGCAACUGAAACGCGAGGCGGCCAACACUUCGAACCUGCUGAUCCCCUGGGAGCUACGGAUCAAGGAGAUUGAGUCCCACUUUGGUUCUGUGGUCGCGUCCUACUUCACGUUUCUGAGGUGGUUGUUUUGGGUCAACCUGGUCAUCGCGUUUAUACUCCUCGUUUUCGUCAUUGUACCUGAGUACCUGACAGCGAAUCCUCAACAAGACGGCGAAAGGAAGAUAAUAAUGGAAGACGAGCUCCGGAACGCUUCGAACCUGCUAACCCUGUGGGAAUUCGAGGGUAUUCUGAAGUUCUCCCCAAUCUUCUAUGGGUAUUACAGUAACCUGGAACGCCCGGAGUACCGCAUGCCUCUUGCUUACUUCCUGACCGGGCUGGUCGUCUACAUAUAUAGCUUCGUCGCCAUAUUGAGAAAAAUGGCAGAAAACUCUCGCAUGUCGAAGCUGUCGGAGAAGGAAGACGAGUGCAUAUUCUCGUGGAAGCUGUUCACUGGAUGGGACUUCAUGAUCGGCAACGCGGAGACGGCUCACAACCGCAUCGCGUCCGUCAUCCUCGGCUUCAAGGAGGCCUUGCUUGAGGAGGCCGAGAAGAAGAAGGAUGUUAGGAAUUGGCGCAUCAUAUCCCUUCGAGCGCUAGUCAACAUCUGCGUGGUGAUUCUUCUAGCAGUGUCAGCGUACGCUGUCGUGACAGUCGUGUCUCGCUCGCACGACACUAGCAAAGCCCGCAGUUGGUGGCGAGAGAACGAGACGACUACAGUCGUCACCGUCAUAUCGAUCACCUUUCCAGUAUUCUUCGAGCUGCUUGGCUUUCUCGAACACUACCACCCGAGAAAACAGCUUCGUUUGCAAUUAGCGAGGAUAAUGUUACUGAACUUAUUGAAUUUGUACUCUCUAAUAUUUGCGCUGUUCAGUAAAAUUGAAGGCAUGAGUAAAGACUUGGACGCAUUGAAACCUACUCUCAGUAUGAAUGCAACAACUUUUCCAAAUAGCACCUUAAACAUAAGCGAAUCUUUAGCUCUCAACGUGCCUAUGGCAUGUUUUGAAGUCAGUAUAUCUUGUGCGCCUUGCAACCUACCUCUCAUGCUAUCUACCAACAUCACAUCCACUACCAUAGACCAAACCGAGAGAACUACAACAUUUCUACCCCCGCACAACUACAAGAACAAUGUCAAGCAUACAAUAAUUCCAAAGAAAAUACUCAAAAACCGCAUGUUUUCUAGCACAUCUGAAAAUCCAAAGAAAUUUCUACCUCAAAACUUGAUAGAAAAGUAUGAAAAUGUUGAAACUACUACGGAAGAUAUUAUUUCGCUCAAUAAAAAGCAGCUCGAUUUACUUAAAGCUAAAUAUUUCACUGCAACUACCUUUGAAGAGAGUAGUUCGGAAGAAGAUGACGAUUCAUACACUUUUGACUAUGAAACUUCCGAAACAAAUGAUAUAUAUGAAACGAGUUCAAGCUCAGAAAUUUCAGUGCCAUAUUCAGUUACUCAAAUAGAUAAUUUUAGCUCAACUAGCCCUACUUACGGAUACACAGACAAUAGUAAAAGAGCUGCCCCCAAAAGUGAUAGUACUGAAACAACUGAUAGUACAGAAACCGAUACAGAAACCACAGAUACAAUAUAUUACACUCCAUCUACAUAUCAAUUUGAUUUGACAGGCUCUAGUUAUACGACAAAUACAGAGUUUUCAACAGAUGUAACAACAGUUUCUAUUAAAGAAGUGGAUACUGCAUACACUAAUGGUGAGACGAAAUCUACUGCCAAAGUAGACCUGGAUACAGAAACUACAUACAUGUCUACAGAAACAGACUCGUCUACAUUUACAAAUACUGAUAUGACGCCAGAUCUAUCUACCAUAGCCACCCUAGAUGCAGUAACAAUUUGUCCAGACAUUUCUUUCAACUGUUCUGUGAACUGUGGAGGUAGAAAUGUUACUCAAGUAUUCGUAGUAUCUAAUUGUACAUUGGUCGAAAAGCGGUGUUAUACCACUGAAUGUAAAGUAAUACAUUUUAAAAUGAACACGACUAUGGUUGAUGUCGUGUAUGAGGAUGAACAUAAAAGGAGAAUGUACAAUUUAACGAUAGGUACGAAAAAGAAACUGCUCAAAUUGUGCUGGGAAACGAUGUUUGGACAAGAAUUAGUGAAACUAACUAUGAUGGACUUGGUCUUCGUUCUACUAGGCACAUUAUUUAUGGACUUUUUCCGUGCUCUAUUUGUACGCUACAUGAAUCGUUGUUGGUGUUGGGACCUAGAGAAAAAGUUCCCAGAAUACGGAGAUUUCAAAAUAGCAGAAAACAUCCUGCAUCUGAUCAACAACCAAGGAAUGGUGUGGAUGGGAAUGUUCUUCUCUCCUGGACUUGUUGUUUUGAAUGUUUCGAAGCUGAUGAUUAUGAUGUACCUCAGAUCAUGGGCCGUGAUGACCUGCAAUGUACCCCACGAGGUUGUUUUUAGAGUUUCGAAAAGUAAUAAUUUCUACUUGGCACUUCUUCUUACGAUGUUGUUCCUGUGCGUGUUACCGGUUGGUUAUACUAUCGUCUGGGUGAAACCUUCCUGGCACUGCGGUCCGUUCUCAGAAUACGAUAAGAUCUACUACAUUCUGACGAGUAAUAUCUACAAGAUUCUUCCAAAGAGUCUUAACUUUGCGCUAGAGUACAUAGCAUCACCAGCCAUCGUGAUUCCACUGCUGGUUCUACUCAUACUUAUCAUUUACUAUUUGACAUCACUGACGAACUCUCUGAGAGAAGCUAAUAACGAUUUGAAGAUACAACUCAGACGUGAGCGUACAGAGGAGCGACGCAAGAUGUUCCAACUGGCUGACACUAGGCGUCGCGCGGGAUCUUCGGCGCUGGACAAUACUCCCUUCGCUCGGUGGAAGAAGGCCCUACCAGCUUUACCACUCAGCAAGUCCAUAGAUUCUGACGACAGGAAAACUGUCACUGGGGAUGAGGGUAACGAGCCUUUGAAAGCUAUCAAGAAGAGGGGAGGUGGCAUAUUUGCAAAAAUUGUGGGCUUGGCUCUCGACAAGAAAUCAGAAGAACCUACUUCUGAGGAAGUUCCGCCAUCUCCCAACACCGGUGAUGAUGAAACAGAUACCGAUUUCCACGAGACUCUUCCCAAAGAAGUCCUUAAGAUCAAAGACAUAACGAUAUCAAAACCACUUGAUCAGAAAAAGAAGAACAACGUUGAAUUUAAAACUGAAACAGAAGAUACUAAACAUAAAGACAAUCUUAAAGUUAAGGUUGAUAAAGAAGAGCGAUCGGAAAAAAGGCCAGCAAGACACGAAGAGAAGAGAGUAGCUGAAGUAAUUGACGAAGCGAAACCCAAACCAGAAGACAAACAGCUACAAAGAAAGCAAACAUCGGAAUCUAACACGUCGAAACAAUCAGAUUCAUUCGGUUCUGUCAUUCCAGUUAUAACUAUAAGUACAACGGAAAGCGACGAUGAAGUUCUACAAUCUAAGAAAGGAAAAGAUGUGAAGGAAAAGAAGAAAGAUGUAAAAGAUAAAGAAAAGGAUACCAAAGAUAAACAUAGUGAUAUAAAAGGUAAAAACGAGAGUAAGAGUAAGAAAGGUAAGAGUAGUGGAGAUUUAAAAGCGCUUAGACGGCAGAGCAGCGUAGAUAGCUCAAACGAGCCAAAGAUGCCGAAGGAAAAGAAAGGAGAAGAAGGUCAUAAGUAUCAAUACUCAUUGUAAUUAGUAGUAGUGAUGGUUGAAUAAAGUUGAUGAAUCAAAAUAAUCAAAA